Scedosporium apiospermum is the source of this 2445-nucleotide messenger RNA. Its product is annotated as Topoisomerase II-associated protein PAT1. Gene Ontology annotation, cellular component: P-body. The coding region runs from base 1 to 2445 and encodes 814 amino acids. Gene Ontology annotation, molecular function: RNA binding. The transcript has 2 exons. The record is from RefSeq and is a predicted model, not a curated record. Gene Ontology annotation, biological process: deadenylation-dependent decapping of nuclear-transcribed mRNA; P-body assembly. Lineage: Eukaryota; Fungi; Ascomycota; Sordariomycetes; Microascales; Microascaceae.
AUGUCUUUCUUCGGCGGGUUCAGCGGGUCCCGGCAUAACACCUCGGCGCCUGGCUUUUCUCAAGCCCAUGAUCCUUUCAUGGGCCUGUCUAAUGCCGCCGAGGGUGACGACGGUGCUCUCGAGUUCGACGACACUUACGACGGGUUGGGUGACCAGCUGGACGAGACAGACGAUGCGUUCAACGAUGACACAUUCGGCGAUUCCGGUGCGGGAAACGUUGGGAAGGACUUCGACUUCUUCGGCCGCACUGCCCAGGUUUCUGGCGCCAUAGAAGAGGAACACCUCCGCUUCUCUAGGCAACAGCCCACCGCAGCUAAGCCUACCGCGCCCCCCGUCUCCGCCCCGGUGCAUGCUACCUCGUCCGUUCAAUAUCAAUACCAGCCCGCCAAGAAACCCGUGCGGACCGGUUAUGAAAAGUACAAGGAUUCCGAGGUUGUACCCGACCUACAUGUUGAUCAUAGUAUCUGGGGAACGGCGCCCUCGAAACCUGCAGUUCAGGCAGUAGCUCAACCCGCUGCCCAACCGCCAGUCUCGUCCGGGCGAAAGGUGAUGAGUUUGGAGGAAGUGGAGGCUGCCAUGCGCGCGCAGGCCCAGAAGACGCCCCAGCCAACUUCGUCUCAGCAAGGCCAAGCUCAGGGAGGACAGAUUCUAGUGCCUGAGAAUGGCGAUUUCCUCUACGCCAAGAUACGGGAACCUGCCCAGCCCUCUCACGGACCAUCGACUUCCCAGCCCGGCCACGUCCACUCAGUUCAGAUUCUCCAGCGACCUCAGAGCCUGGAUGCUAAGCAGCAAGGUCCCCAGAUGCGUCAGGCGCCUAGCCCGCAGCAGCAUCCUCCUUCCGGUCCUGUUCAGCCUACGCAGAUCUUGCAAAAUCCGAAUCGCAUCUCUGGAGACGCUGCCCGCAUUGGCGUUCCCACUCAUCCAACACACGUCUCUCACGGCUCAAGCUCGGGAAUUCCGCACAUCCCCCUCCAGAUUCAGCCACAUCUCUCGGAAGAAGAAAAGACUGCAUUCCUUGAACAGGAAACGAGACGUGCAAAGAGAAACCACAAGAUCUGGCUCCUUUCCAAGGAUAAUGGCUUGAUGACCCCUCAGGAUAAGAAUUUCAUCACUCGCAUUCAGCUUCAGCAGCUUGUUACUGCAACCGGUAUUGCAACUGAGGAGGGCGAGGAGGCUUCGCUUAACGAUGACUUCUACUACCAAGUCCAUGCCUCAAUCCGUGCAGGCCAUCGCCAGAACCCAAGCCAACCCCUGCAUAACUUUGCGCAGACCUACCUUUACCAAACUGGCAGUCGCCACUCCGGUUCGCGACGGCAUGCGCGUGCGGCCGAGAAUCAUGUCCAGCGUAUGGAGCAGCAGGUUCAGCGCGCCGUCGAAGCCGCCAAGAAUAAGCCGAAGAAUCCCCAGCUAGUUAUUGCCGGGAGCCUGGGCAAGAUCUCUUACAGCAAUGCCAAGACCCCCAAGCCGCUUCUUAAUAUCAAGCGGCAAGAGGGUACUGGCGACGCCCACAGGCAUGCCGGUUCCAAGAAGCCCCACGGUACCCUUGAUAGGAAGUCCGUCCUUCGGAACAUUGAGAAGGUAUAUUCCACGCUUAUGAAGCUCGAAGACCAUGCUCGCCAUAUGCCGCCUCCCGACCCGUCUCUGCAGGCUCAACACGAACAAUGGGUAACCACUACCAAGGCUCUCAAUGCCGAGCUUUGGGAUAAUCUCAAGGUCCACGAACCUAUUGGCGCAACAACCCUGCAUCCUUUCAUCGCUUUUUUGUCUUUCAAUAAGGGAAAGAAGGCAAUUCCUAGGGUAUUCCGCCACCUGACUUUCGAGCAGCGAGCUACCAUCCUCACCAUGAUCAUCUUCCACCUUGAUCAGCUAGAUGUUGUGAAGGGAGCACAGGUCAACACUGGAGACACCGAUCUGAAUGCAGCUCUCCGCGAAAAGAUUGAGCUCUUCUCAGUCGUCGUCAUGCCAAGCAUUUUCCAGUUCUUCAACGAAACCAAUUUGGACAUUGUCGAUGGUGCUCUUGAUCUUAUAAACGACAAACUUAGUGUUGACCUUAUUGCGAAGACGAGGAUCGGCACCUCGAUGCUGACGUUGAUUCUAAGCCGUGCAGAGCUUCUUAAACAGGCAGGUGGCGGAACGCCUGAGCAGUGGAGCAAGUGGGAAUCUACAUUCAACACCUUCUUCAACAUCAUCGAACCUACUCUGCCCCAUAUCUUCCCUGGAAGCAUCAAUUCCGGCGAAGAUAUCUACGUUUGGCAGCUCCUAGCCGCUAUUGGCGUGAGCUCCUCUCCUGAGCAGCAGCAGCGUCUGGUUCUUGCUGUCAAGGAUCGUGUCAUGGGCACAGUCAACCACGCUAAGACUCUUCCGCAAGCCAUCGGUGCCCAGCGGCUCUCGAACGUCAAUUUAUUCAUGCAAUCUAUUGGUCUCGACGUGGAACUGCUUGGUUGA